UUUGCAACGAAGAUAGUUCCUGCGUCGAUUGGUCCUUCUAUAGCUACAGGUGGCGCAGUGUCGAUCAAAGCAAGCAACGCAGCAAGCGCAAAACCUUCACCGACACCUAAGAAGCAGGCCAAGAGGACUCCGAUAGACAAGGCUUUUUACGAUCAUUUGCGUCCGCAGGUUAACGCGCAGCUCUUGCAGAGACAACCAAGUAACAAUAAUCUUCGUGGUCCUCGCGGUAAGAAAAUAGACAAGACUAUGGAAUUAUCACAUUCUACUUCCAAGAACCCUCAAGGGUCUAUGAUUCAACAGCAAGCCUUUUCUUCUUCAUCGUCUUGCAUGCAACAACGGAACACACCAAGAGCUGUCGCGCCACCGGAUCAAG
Amoebophrya sp. A25 is the source of this 373-nucleotide messenger RNA. Lineage: Eukaryota; Dinophyceae; Syndiniales; Amoebophryaceae. The record is from the annotation of a GenBank genome assembly.